UUUAAAGUUCUAUCUGUUUCCGUUUAAAUAAUAGAGUAGAAUUGUUAUUUAUAAGCUAUAAGAAUGUGUACAUGAACUCACUAACAACACCUUCUGUUGUUUCAAAAGAGGAAGAUGGCGCUGAAAUUAUUUAUAGCUUCGAUUGCUACAUUACAGAUAAUUUAUGUGAAGGGAGGUCACUAUACUUCGCAUGAAGAUUUAUCUGAUGGUGUUAUAACAAAGUAUUUAAAAGGGAAAACUAAAGUGAGCUGUGUGUUGCAAUGUGAAAGGGAUGAACAAUGUGAUGAAGCCAUGUUUAGGUUGAAUGAUAAGCAGAGAAGAAGUGGCGAGUGCUGGUUUGUGAAGAAAAUAUCUAACAAUGGUAAAGUGGAUACGGGAAAGUUUAAACAAGAUAAGUCAAUAAAGAGCUUCAAAAAGCUACCUAUAUGUGGUAAGACUCCGUGUUAUUUUGGAAGAUGUGUGCAAACCGACGACUCUAAACAAUACAAAUGCGAAAGUGACGAUAAAUGGGUGUUGUUGAAACGAAACGUUUGUUUCGGAGCACGUGUGAACCAAUCUGGAAGGUUUCAUGUAAAUUACGAUGGAAUUGUGACAGGCAUUAAAUUGCAACAUGUUGGUGGAAGUGGAGUAACGUGCAGUAUGCUCCUUACACCAACAAAAUGGGGAUGCAACGCAACUGGUGUUUACCCACUGGAAUAUAUUGGUGUACUCAUUACAGAUAUACAAGAAAACAUACUUUAUCCAUCCCCAAAAUACCAUAUAGGAAAUGGCCUUUUUCACAUACCAGGAUACAACGCCAACUCACCCUAUUUGAUUUUCAAUGCAACAAAUCAUACUGUUAACAAAGGACAAGAGUUACGAUUGCACUACAGUGAAGGAAUUUUUGGUGGCGCACACGAUAACAGUGGAGAAUCCUGCGCUGAUAUAUUUGCAAUCUUACAAGUGUAAACACUGAGUUUAAACUUUUAGACCUUGGAUAAGGUGAAUAGUCCUGCUCUUCGCUUCAAGUAUUUCGAGCACAGUUAUAAUUUUACAAU
This is a messenger RNA of Hydractinia symbiolongicarpus, 1037 nucleotides long. RefSeq lists its product as uncharacterized. The transcript is spliced from 3 exons. Lineage: Eukaryota; Metazoa; Cnidaria; Hydrozoa; Anthoathecata; Hydractiniidae. The record is from RefSeq and is a predicted model, not a curated record. Bases 115 to 948 code for a protein of 277 amino acids.